AUGGAGCUGGCUGUGACCGCACUGAACGGCCUCCUCCCCAAGCUUGGUUCCCUUCUGGUGGGUGAGUACAAUCUUCAGAAGCGUGUGAGAGGGGAGAUCCGGUUCCUCAAGGACGAGAUGGAGAGGAUGCAGGCGGCCCUCAACGUCUUGUCCAAGCAGCCAGCAGAUUGCGUUAGCGAUCUUGACAAGCUGUGGGCAAGGGAUUUGAAGGAGCUGUCCUACGACAUAGAGGACAGCGUGGAUACAUUCAUGCUGCGUGUGGAUGGUGCUCACGCGAAUCCACGCAGAUUGACUGGUUUCAGGAGGUUCAUCGAUAAGAUCGGCCUCAUUGACAAGAUGAAGUUGGUAAAACAGGCCAAGGUUCGUCGCCGGGUCGCCAUGGAGCUCGAAGACAUCAAGAACCGUGUCACAGAGGUGGCUGCUAGGAGGGAGAGGUACACUACCGUCCCCACAGAGCAGCCUGACACAAAAGCCAUCAUCGAUCCGCGCAUCCAAUCUCUCUUUGAAGAUGUGCCCGACCUCGUUGGCAUCGAUGGCCCCUCAGAGAGGCUUGCCAGCUUGCUGACGCAAGGGAGGGAGAACCUUAUGGUUGCCUCGAUUGUUGGACUAGGAGGCCUUGGUAAGACGACGCUUGCCAAUUCUGUGUAUCAAAGACUCGGAAGCCAAUUCAAGUGUCAAGCUUUCGUCUCAGUGUCACUUAAGCCAGACAUAAAGAGGACCUUAAGCAGCAUACUACGUCAAGUCAGGAGUAACAACUGCACCGACGACGGUGAAAAAGAUCCCGCCAACGCCAACGACGGAGAAAAAGAUCCCGAGGAACUUAUAAGGAGUAUAAGGAAAUGCCUCAAUGACAAGAGGUACUUCAUUGUCAUCGAUGAUCUAUGGGAUGAAUCAGCAUGGAAAAUUAUCAAGUGUGCUUUGAUUGACAACUGUCAUGGAAGCAGGGUAAUUGUGACGACCCGUAAUCUUCAUGUGGCAAAACUGUGUGCAACUCCUAUUGGUGGUGCCUUGUGUGAACUAGAACCUCUCUCUGAUGCACACUCCAAAAGGUUGUUCUAUAAAAGGGUAUUUAACAAAGAUGGAAUUCAUAAUGAGUUGGAUGAAGUAGCCGGGAGAAUUUUGAAGAAAUGUGGUGGGGUACCAUUAGCUAUCAUUACCGUAGCUAGUUUGUUGGCUAGUAAACCCAGAACAAGGUAUGAAUGGAAUCGUGUAUACAGAUCUCUUGGUUCAGGACUUGAUAAAGAUAAGACUAUGGAGAAUAUGCGAGUCAUUUUAUCUCUCAGUUACUAUGAGCUUCCUUCCUAUCUAAAGCCCUGUUUAAUGUAUUUAAGCCUGUUUCCGGAGGAUUGCCAUAUUGACAAAGACAGCCUUGUGAGGAGAUGGGUUGCCGAAGGCCUUGUGGAUGGACAAGAUGGGAGAAAUUUGUACGAGCUGUAUGACCUUGGAGAGAGUUAUUUCAUUGAGCUUGUUAAUAGAAGUUUCAUCCAGCCAUUAGACAUUGAUGCUGUAGAUGGUAUUCCAAAUGCUUGUUCUGUGCAUGAUGUGAUACUUGAUCUUCUAAUUUCCCUGUCAACUGAGGAUAAUUUUGUGUCAAGGUUAGAUUGUCAGAACUUUGUUCCCUCAACACGUAAGAUUCGCCGACUGUUGCUGCAAGACAAUCAGGAGGAAGUCAUAGUGCCACAAACAGUGGACGUAUCCCAUGUGAGGUCAGUGAUUGCAUUUGGUGAUGCUUUUCACUGGAUGCCACAUCUGUCAAGGUUUAAGUUUCUUCGUGUUUUGGAUCUGGAAGGUUUCCCAAGCAAGAAUAAUCAUCCAAGGGAUCUACGACAUUUGCAUCAUUUGAGGUAUCUGCAGCUACGUGGUUAUCUUGGAAGAGAGGUACUAGAAGAAAUUGGAAACCUACAGCACCUAAAGAUGUUGGACUUAAGUCAUGCCUACGUACAUGAUGAUGAACUGCCGGCAAGUAUCAUUCGGCUUAGAAACCUUCAAAGUCUACUUGUCGAUGUUGGUGUCAAGAUGCCACAAGGAAUUGGGAGCUUAAGUCUACUGCAAGAAAUAUCAUGGAUUGAGGUGGAACCAAACACUGCAGCUGAGUUUGGAAGGUUAACAGAGAUGAGGGUGCUCUGCAUAUAUGGACUAGGUUUCGACGAGAGUGACGACCAGGCUUUUCUCCAGAGUCUGUCCAAUCUAAGCAACCUUUUGGGUUUAUUCAUUGAUCGAUCUAAGCUAUGUUCCUUAGAUAACUUGUCCGAUCCUAGGCGCGUCCCAGCACGCCUCCGUUUCUUUCGUGGAACCAGGACAACCUUCCAGCAGCUGCCACGUUGGUUUUCAUGGCUCUCUGAGCUGUCCGGCUUAACCAUCACCGUAAAUAAGCUCACACAGGAUGACCUCAAAAUGCUUGGAGCCUUACCUGAGUUACGUUUUCUUCAACUGGAAGUUGCUCAGGAAGGUACCACUGCCGAAGAACGGUUGUCGAUUGGUAGCGAUCAGCCCUUUGAAUCAUUGGAAGAAUUUAAAUUUAAGCACUGUGCAAGAUGUUGGCUGGUGUUUUCUCAAGGAGUGAUGGCAAGGCUUCAAAAGCUCGAGUUAUACUUUGAAGUAAGGAAGAGAGAUGGUGCGCUUGAUGUCGGCUUGGAGAACCUGACUUCCCUAAAACAUCUCACCAUUAUAGUUGAUUGCUAUCAAGCCAAGAUUAGGCAGGUGGAGGCUGUGGAGACCAAGCUCAGGAAUGCAUUGGACGUCCAUCCCAACAACCCAACUCUUGAGAUGUCGCGAGAAUCUACCUAUUACAUGCAACAGGAUGAGACUUCGGAGCAUCAUCAAAGUUUGGAAUUGCCGGCAGCCAACGAUGAAAGCGAUAACGAUAGUGAUGCUUUCAUGUAA
Molecule: messenger RNA, 2883 nt
Organism: Miscanthus lutarioriparius
Lineage: Eukaryota; Viridiplantae; Streptophyta; Magnoliopsida; Poales; Poaceae
Source: the annotation of a GenBank genome assembly